This is a messenger RNA of Cetraspora pellucida, 504 nucleotides long. Lineage: Eukaryota; Fungi; Glomeromycota; Glomeromycetes; Diversisporales; Gigasporaceae. The record is from the annotation of a GenBank genome assembly.
AUGGGGUAUUGGAGUCAAGAGAGAUACACAAGUUGGGUUCCUUAUGAUAUACCUUCUCCUUUUCCUUAUAAUCGUGGGGACGGACCAGAUCUUCAACGGGUAUUACAAAAUUUAUACUCACUUAAAUUGAAAUUAAGAAGUAUCGACGAUGUAGGCUUAAUUCCGAUGGAUACCCGUAAUUACCUUCGUUGGGCGUUUAAAGCCAUCUGCUCAUGUGCACUUAAUAAAAACCUUCCCAAUCCAAUGAUUCGCGAAAGUUUAGAUGUUGCAUUUUCAGAUAUUCUCGACAAUAUCAUUCCGCAAAUCGAACUUGGCAACCCCGCACCAUUUAUUCCGCUUCGAGAGAACAUUUUAGAAUUGCUUUUAGAUCACAGAGAUAUCGGAACGAUCUGUCAAGAGUUACAAAGCGAUUUAGAGGAAUACAUUCAAUUCACAUUCGAAUUUUCCUAUGGAAUGGGAAGAUUGGCGAUAGUCUUAUUUACACAAUAUCCGAACAGUAAAUAA